Lymnaea stagnalis (great pond snail) is the source of this 3236-nucleotide messenger RNA. NCBI's taxonomy places the organism in Eukaryota, Metazoa, Mollusca, Gastropoda, Lymnaeidae. The record is from the annotation of a GenBank genome assembly.
AAAAUAUAAUUUACUUUGUAUCCACCACGAGAGGUACAGGUACGCCAGUUUGAAAACCACUGGUAUUAAACGCGAUUAAAAUCAGGUAGCCUUGCGUCAAGACUUUCAUUUCUCCCAUCGACCUGACGGUUUACGCGACCUUGACAAUGUCGGGCACUGUCGGUUAUCUCGUCUGCGUUGUUGCGUCCUUACUUCUAGUGACACAGAUUUACCACUCAGGUAAGCCUGGAAUCAAAUUGUAUUGCUUCAUUCAAAUUGUUAGACAAAUGUUUAACUUUUCACGCAAACCCUAGAUCGCAUAUUAACCUGUUUCAAUGCAACGACACGUGAUUACUGAGCUGGUAAGCUUGAGAUGUUUCUAACCACAACAUAUCUGUUUUUUAAGUUAGAUUACCCUUUGUGUACUGCAAGUGUUUUUCUUUUGAUUGUACUGUCGUUUAAACUGUCUGGAGUCUAGAAGUUGAUCUGACUUGAUACUAUUUGACUGUUGUUUGCUGGAAACGUGUGUGGUCGUCACGGGACAACAAUGUUCUGUCGAUGCACUGUGCAAACACGAUUUGUGUACGGGUUACGCCCUCUCCGUUGAACCUGAUGACAAUGCGCCACUAGGGUUGGUGUCACACUCUUCAGACUUACCCAUUAAUUUCCCUUGUAGCAAUCUGCGCUGAUGGCACCCUGCUCUGGUGGCACCCUGCUCCGGUGGCACCCUGCUCUGGUAGAAAUCUGCUCUGAUGGCACCCUGCUCUAGUGGCACCCUGCUCUGAUGGCACCCUGCUCUGGUGGCACCCUGCUCUGGUAUCAAUCAGCUCUAAUGGCACCUUGCUCUGGUAGCAAUUUGUUCUGAUGGCACCGGCCUCUGUUAGCAAUCUGCUCUUACGGUACCCUGCUCUGGUGGCACCCUGCUCUGAUGGCACCCUGCUCUGGUGGCACCCUGCUCUGAUAUCAAUCAGCUCUAACGGCACCUUGCUCUGGUAGCAAUUUGUUCUGAUGGCACCGGCCUCUGUUAGCAAUCUGCUCUUACGGUACCCUGCUCUGUUAGGAAUCUGCUCCGAUGGCACCCUGCUCUUAUAUUUCACUCUGUGUGAUUAUGAAACCGUCUUGAAUCAAUUCUGUUAAAUUUGCAAUUUUCAGUUUGGUGUGUACCGUUCGGAGGGAUGUCCCGCGGUGCAGUCCACACCACCCACAUACCUCACAUACCCCCUUGAUCCCCACCCCCAGUGAUGAUCCUGCUGGACAUUGAAGGUUUUCAUUUAAUAAAAAGGACUUCCGUUUUUUUUUUUUUUUAAUCUGAUCUCACACGUAUCCCCAGAGUUGUUUACCUUGUGAAGCUUCCGGAAAGGGGGGUUACUCUGUUGUCUCACGUGAAAUCCUUAGCUGCUACAGAGUAUUACUAUUAUUAAUAAGAUUUAUUGGUCAACCACUUAAGAAGCUUAGUGUGAAAUCGUCAAAUUUAAUUCCCACAGUUACUAAAACUUAUUUUCUCCCUUAAGGUGCUCAGAAUUAGUUCCUAGUAUUAAUUUCUUAUGUUACAAUAACUCAUGUUGUUACAUCGUAACAGAUGCUCAGAAUUAGUUCUUAGGAUUAAUUUCUUAUGCUACAAUAACUAAUGUUGUUACAUCGUAACAGAUGCUCAGAACUCCCAGGUAACGUUCACCACCUCGACCAACGUCAUUGAGACGGGCGUGACGCCAUCCCUGACCUUGAACUGCAGCUUCCCCCCACAAUCCCCUGUUGGCUACCGCGUCAUCUCCAUGAGCAUCCGGCGAGUGGGCGAGAACUCACCCCUUACUCAGAUAGCGACGGUGGACGCCUACGGCCACUUCACGGCGCUAAGCGGCAUCAACUACACCGUGCUGAACGGCCACGUCAACUCGACCCAAGGGUCUUAUAUCAGGUUGGGGUGGCUGCACCCCGGCACAUCCAUGGCUGGCACGUACAUCUGUUCGGCUAACGUCAUAGACCAAUUGAACAACAUCUACCUAUUCCAGCUCAACAAGACGGUGACCACAGCUACUACAACUACAAAUACGGGCACUACAACAGCUGCGGGGGUCUCAGAUUUGAUGCAGCGAAUCGCUGAACUGGAGACGGCGUUGAACAGUUUGAAAAUUGUUGCAGCCGAUCAACUGAAACUCUUGGAAUCGACACUGGCCCAGAAAACUGCCAAAGCCAAUAAUUUAGAGGCCGCUCUUUUCAAGAAAUCCGCCUACAACGGCCACCAGUAUUACCUAUCCCUGUACGAGCCUCAUUCAGCAGCCGACGCCGAAAUGGCGUGUGAGUCUCUGGACGGAUACCUGGCAGAGGUGGACACCCAAGAAGAGUUUUCGUUUCUGAAAAGUUUUAUAGGAACCCCCAUAGCGGACAGCAUCGAGUUUUUGCUCGGCGGGACAGACGAGCGACAGGAAGGUCACUGGAUCAACCGCCACAGCGGGGGCGUCCUGGGCUACGUGGAGUGGAGCAGCGGCGAGCCGAGCAACAGCGAGCACAACGGCAUCAGAGAAAACUGUCAGACCGUCGCCCUGCUCCACGCGGCCCUGAAGAUGAGCGACAGCCUGUGCUUUAAACCCACGCCGUUAGGGGGAUGGUAUUUUAUUUGUGAAUCGCCGGUUGUAGCCUGAGGAAUGCGUGAUUUACUGUCAACUCUUAGACUAACAAAAACUGCACGGUGGGAGAGUCCUUUUUUUGUUAGUCUCAUCGUCUGGACAACCCUGGGAGAUGGUGUAACUCCUAUGACUGACAAAAGUCACUGACGGAAGAGUUUGGGAGACAUAGAAAACUGUAAUACAAAUUACUAUUUGGUUCACUAAAGUUAACGUGUAAAAAAUGAAAUACGCUGGUAAUUUAUUUAUUUAUAUAUUUUGUUUAAAUGUAAAAAAAAGCCCUCUAAAUAAAUGCUGUUUUGAUGGUAUUUUUUCAACAACUAAUUGUCAUAAGAUACAAAUAAUAUUUGAAAUCGGUUACGUAGAUGUGUCUUAAUGGCUGUGACGAUUCAUAAGAAAACUUCCAAUAAACUCCUCAAACUGCAGGAUUUUAUUUGUAGGUAAAAAUUUGUAUAAACUAAUGUGAACUCGUCGGUGAGAUUACAGAAGUUGAGACAAGUUGAUAACUCGAAUUUCACGUCAUUGGCGACACUGACAAUAUGUGGGUAACUGUUAUUUUAUCGUCGUAAAUGUGGAUGCGCUAAUGAGACUAAUUAUUAAGAUAAGACAAGUCAAGAGAAGAUAAAAUAAGACAAG